This is a messenger RNA of Manis pentadactyla (Chinese pangolin), 4372 nucleotides long. It is a transcript of the gene PGM2, whose product is annotated as phosphoglucomutase 2. Gene Ontology annotation, molecular function: phosphopentomutase activity; magnesium ion binding. The coding region runs from base 105 to 1913 and encodes 602 amino acids. The record is from RefSeq and is a predicted model, not a curated record. Gene Ontology annotation, biological process: carbohydrate metabolic process; purine ribonucleoside salvage. The transcript has 14 exons. NCBI's taxonomy places the organism in Eukaryota, Metazoa, Chordata, Mammalia, Pholidota, Manidae.
CGCCACAGGCUCGGUAGCCGCUGCCCUCCGCCCCGCCUCCGCCUCUCCCCGCCCUGCGGAAGGGCGACCUCGCCGCCUCCCGCACUGGUGGCAGCGGCCCCGGCAUGGACGCCCGGCUGGAGCAGGAGACGGCGCGGUGGCUGCGGUGGGACAAGAAUCCUUUAACUUUGGAGUCUGUGAAACAACUAAUUGCAGAAGGUAAUAAAGAAGAACUACAGAAAUGUUUUGGGGCUCGAAUGGAGUUUGGGACAGCAGGUCUUCGAGCUGCUAUGGGAGUGGGAUUUUCACAUAUGAACGACUUGACCAUCAUCCAGACUACACAGGGAUUUUGCCGAUACCUGGAAAAGGAAUUUGGUGAUGUGAAGCGAAGAGGUGUCGUGAUAAGCUUUGAUGCUCGAGCUCAUCCACCAAGUGGAGGCAGCAGCAAAAGAUUUGCCCGGCUCGCUGCAACCACAUUUAUCACUCAGGGGAUUCCUGUGUACCUCUUUUCUGGCAUAACCCCCACCCCCUUUGUGCCCUACACAGUCUCACAUUUGAAACUUUGUGCUGGAAUCAUGAUCACUGCCUCUCACAAUCCAAAGCAGGAUAAUGGUUAUAAGGUCUACUGGGCUAAUGGAGCUCAGAUCAUCUCUCCUCAUGAUAAAGGGAUUUCUCAAGCUAUUGAAGAAAAUCUAGAGCCAUGGCCCCAAGCGUGGGAUGAUUCUUUAAUUAAUGGCAGUCCACUUCUUCAUGACCCAAGUGCUUCCAUCAGUAAGAGCUACUUUGAAGACCUUAAAAAAUACUGUUUUCACAGGAGUGUGAACAGGGAGACCAAGGUGAAGUUCGUGCACACCUCUGUCCAUGGUGUGGGGCACGAGUUUGUGCAGUUGGCUUUCCAGGCUUUUGACUUCAUGCCUCCUGAGGCUGUGCCCGAACAGAAAGAUCCUGAUCCCGAGUUCCCAACCGUGAAAUACCCAAAUCCCGAAGAGGGUAAAGGUGUCUUGACUUUAUCUUUUGCUUUGGCUGACAAAAUCAAGGCCAAAAUCAUUUUGGCAAAUGACCCAGAUGCUGAUAGACUUGCUGUGGCAGAGAAGCAAGACAGUGGUGAAUGGAGAGUGUUUUCGGGCAAUGAGCUGGGGGCUCUCUUGGGCUGGUGGCUCUUUACUUCUUGGAAAGGAAAGAACCAAGAUCACAGUGCCCUCAAAGACACAUACAUGUUGUCCAGCACCGUCUCCUCCAAAAUCUUGCAGGCCAUUGCCUUAAAGGAGGGCUUUCACUUUGAGGAAACAUUAACUGGCUUUAAGUGGAUGGGAAACCGAGCCAAACAGCUAAUAGACCAGGGGAAAAAUGUCUUAUUUGCAUUUGAAGAAGCUAUCGGAUACAUGUGCUGCCCUUUUGUUCUGGACAAAGAUGGAGUCAGUGCUGCUGUCAUAAGCGCGGAGUUGGCCAGCUUUCUAGCAACCAAGAAUUUGUCUUUGUCUCAGCAGCUAAAGACCAUUUAUGUUGAGUAUGGCUACCAUAUUACUAAAGCUUCAUAUUUCAUCUGUCAUGAUCAAGGCACCAUUAAGAAAUUAUUUGAAAACCUUCGAAACUAUGAUGGGAAGAAUAAUUAUCCAAAAACUUGUGGCAAAUUUGCAGUUUCUGGCAUUAGAGACCUUACAACCGGCUAUGAUGAUAGCCAACCUGAUAAAAAAGCCGUUCUCCCUACUAGUAAAAGCAGCCAAAUGAUCACCUUUACUUUUGCUAAUGGAGGCGUGGCCACCAUGCGAACCAGCGGAACAGAACCCAAAAUCAAGUACUAUUCGGAACUGUGUGCUCCCCCUGGAAAUAGUGAUCCUGAGCAGCUGAAGAAAGAACUAAAUGAACUAGUCAGUGCUAUAGAAGAACAUUUUUUCCAGCCACAGAAGUAUAACCUGCAGCCAAAGGCAGAGUAAAAUAUUCCAGUUCUGGGCAUAAUUACAUUUACCUGCAAUUAAGCUGAACUUGAUUUGUUAAGCAAUAUUUUUGAGGACCAAAUGGUUUAAACUAGAGCUACAGUAUUUUUUUUUAAGAGACAUGCAUGCAUUCCCCAUUGUCCUAUUGUUUGACCUUUAAGGUAGAUAAAGAAAAGAUGGCCAAACCUAACAACUUUAUGAAAAAAUUGAGCCUGGGCAUUAUCUGAAUUUAAAAAAUGAAGAUCUUAAAAAUAACUAACUCUCAAAAAUAUAUUGUAAUUAAUAUGCUUUUAUUAGAAGUAACAAAUUUUCAUCUUCCCUAUAAUUCUUUUCAUGGAAGUAGCCUGAAAACCUAUACAAUUACUAAAUGCUGGGCUGUCUUGUACAGGACAGCCACUUGAGAAGUGUAUUUAUAUUUACAUUUCUAUCAGUUGCUUAUAAAGAAAAUGAACAUAUCAAUGCUGUGUUCAUGUUUAAAAAUAAUUCACACAAACAUGUAAAGUGGAGCAAAAAUACUUUAAGAAGAUGAGGUUUGGGGACCAAAAAUUUUUUAGUUCUAAUAAUGAACCAUUAUAUAUUGUAUAUGUGCUCGGAAAAAACAGUUAAACCAUCUUUGUUUAAUGUGUUAACAUUCAUUUUAUCUCUUGUAAUCUUGAAUCAAACCACUGGUUAUUGGAUACUUGCAUAGCAUUUUAUUGUACAGUUUGUGUAAGCACAGUUUAAUACAAUUUUUGGUCCUGAGGCAGGAAGGAGAAUAAGCAAUAACUAUUUACCUGACUUGGAUUUUUUUUUAUUGCCUUGUUCAUUUGUGAUUGAAAUCUAAAAUCAGACUUUAUUAAAACAGAUUUCCUUUUGUAGGUUUAUAUUUAAUCUGUGUACCUUCUAGCCUCCUCCAAAUUAAUGGCCUUAUAACCUUCCAAAAUGAUUCCCAUUGAGUACCCAGGAGCUAGAACCAAGCUGUUCUUUUUAUACCGUAUAUAUUUUAUUUUUAAAGCAAAUGGUUGCCCAUUAUUUUUAUUAUUGUUAACCCAAAUGGUUACUAACAGUUUCAGAACAUUGAAGACAUACAAUACUACUUAACGAUUGUUUUUCUAAAGGGAAAAAAGUUUUUUAUAUUUUAGUGAUACAUAGUUUUUGUCCUACCAGAACUCUUAAAUCUACAAUAUUCAGUAUAUUCUAUCAGCUGCUUCAUUAUAAAAGCUAUAUUUUUUUUUUGUUUUAUAAUAUUUUCUAAAUCUCAAACUGUACUUCAAAAAGAAGAAAUGUUAGAUCUGUGUCUUUUCUCCAAACAGUGUUUUUGAGCACAUAAACUGUAACCCAUCAUGGAAUUUGUUUCUGGAAAUACAAAGGUGAUUAAGAUUCAUCCCACUGUAAUGGAACUCACAAUCUAACUGGAGGACCAAUAAGUAGCUACAGACCUCACCGAUUCUAUAUGAGAGUUAUUUGCUAAGUACUCAAGAGUUCAGAAGUGUGAGAGGGGCACUCAUUCUGCCCAGAGAAAGCCUCCCAUUCAUCAUGGAGGUGACGAAUGAGCUUCUUCACCUUUGGGACUGAGUAGCAGCUGACGAUGGAGGAAAAAAGUCUUCCAGGCACAGAGCAGUGCAUUAACCAAAGUGUAGAGGUGCUGGGAGGGGGCUGGGGGCAGGAGGAGUGGCAAAACCGAACCCAGAUACAAACUUCAGGACUCCUCAUUUCUCUGCCACUCACCUGAGCAGGUGAUUCAGUUGGACCAGAAAAAGAUCCCUCAACUCUAUUCCUCACUUGUAUCUCUAAGAAAUGGAUUCUCACAAACUAUUUCUUGACUUUUUAUUGGUACGGAUGUGGAGCUGCAUAAUGUGUGGUGCAUAAAGCUUGCAAUGUGAGAUUCCUGGUUUUCUAGGCUUGGUCUGCUGUGAACCAGCUCUGUGCCUUGGGCAUGUCACUUAACCUCUUAAAGUCUCAAUUUUGUUUUUUUUUUUACAAAAAUACUUAAUUUUUUGUAGGACAGUUCUAGGUUCUCAGCAAAAUUGAGAGGAAAGUACAGAGCUAUCCGCUGUCCUCCUGCCCUGACACGUGCAUAGCCUCCCCAUUAUCAACAUCCCCACCAGGGUGGCCCGUUUGUUGUAACUGCUGAACCUAUGUGACAGACUUACCACCAAACUAUGGAGACAAAAAAAUCACUAUUUGCCAGGGGUUGUUGGCGGGGGAGGGAGGGAUGAAUAGGCAGAGCACAGAGGAUUUUUAGGGCAGUGAAAACACUCUGUAUGAAACUACAAUAAUGGAUACAUGUUUGACAUUUGUCCAAACCCACAGAAUUCACACCACCGAGAGUGAACCCUAAUGGAAACUGGACUUUGGGUGAUACUUUUGUCAAUUUUAAAAUGAAGAGAUUUUACUAAAUGGUCUCUGAGGUCUUUAAAUGAUGUGGAAAUCCAUAAAGGACACUACCAUCAACAAUAAAUGAUUGGCAAUUCUCUUAG